Messenger RNA from Rhinolophus ferrumequinum (greater horseshoe bat), 3093 nucleotides. RefSeq names its product phytanoyl-CoA 2-hydroxylase interacting protein like (gene PHYHIPL). NCBI's taxonomy places the organism in Eukaryota, Metazoa, Chordata, Mammalia, Chiroptera, Rhinolophidae. The transcript has 5 exons. The record is from RefSeq and is a predicted model, not a curated record. The coding region runs from base 250 to 1380 and encodes 376 amino acids. Gene Ontology annotation, molecular function: protein binding. Gene Ontology annotation, cellular component: cytoplasm.
CGCCGGGAGCGCGCACCUCCCGUCCUCGCGCGGGUCUCUUUGGUCUCUUAGAGCCGCACAUUACCCGGAGCUUCUGCCAGGGCCGUCGCCUCCGCCGCGGCUCUAGCGCGGCGGCUCAGCCUCAGCUCCUCAGCGCCGCCUCUCCGAGCAGCUCCCAUCCUCCGCCACUCCCUGUCCCUUUCCCGCCCUUCUCUCCCACCGAGAGAGCCUGGAUUCGAAGCUAGCGGGCUUGAGAAGGGGGCUAGGAAAAUGGAGGUGCCGCGCCUGGAUCAUGCCCUCAACAGCCCCACCAGCCCCUGUGAAGAGGUGAUCAAAAAUCUCAGCCUGGAGGCCAUUCAGCUUUGCGACCGGGACGGGAACAAAUCACAAGACAGUGGCAUAGCAGAGAUGGAAGAACUUCCCGUACCACAUAACAUCAAAAUAAGUAAUAUUACAUGUGACUCAUUCAAGAUUUCGUGGGAAAUGGAUUCAAAGUCAAAGGACCGUAUUACACACUAUUUCAUUGACCUCAACAAAAAGGAGAACAAGAACUCCAAUAAAUUUAAACACAAGGAUGUUCCAACAAAAUUAGUGGCAAAAGCUGUUCCCUUGCCAAUGACUGUCCGUGGGCACUGGUUUUUGAGCCCCAGAACUGAGUAUACGGUAGCAGUACAGACUGCUUCAAAACAAGUUGAUGGUGAUUAUGUUGUGUCUGAAUGGAGUGAAAUUAUAGAAUUCUGCACAGCAGACUAUUCAAAAGUUCAUCUAACACAGCUGUUGGAGAAGGCUGAAGUGAUUGCAGGACGGAUGCUAAAAUUUUCUGUUUUUUAUCGUAACCAGCACAAAGAAUAUUUUGAUUAUAUUCGAGAACAUCAUGGGAAUGCCAUGCAGCCCUCUGUGAAGGAUAACAGCGGUAGCCAUGGCUCUCCUAUCAGUGGAAAAUUAGAAGGCAUCUUCUUCAGCUGCAGCACUGAAUUCAACACUGGGAAGCCACCCCAGGAUUCACCUUAUGGAAGAUACAGGUUUGAGAUUGCUGCUGAAAAACUUUUUAACCCCAAUACUAACUUAUACUUUGGGGACUUCUACUGUAUGUACACAGCUUAUCAUUAUGUGAUUCUUGUUAUUGCCCCUGUGGGAUCACCAGGAGAUGAAUUUUGUAAGCAGCGCCUUCCUCAGCUAAAUUCCAAGGAUAAUAAAUUUUUGACCUGCACAGAAGAAGAUGGGGUGCUGGUUUACCACCAUGCCCAGGAUGUCAUUUUAGAAGUCAUUUACACCGACCCUGUGGAUCUUUCUCUGGGCACUGUGGCAGAAAUCACUGGUCAUCAGCUCAUGAGUUUGUCUACUGCAAAUGCAAAGAAAGAUCCCAGCUGCAAAACCUGUAAUAUCAGUGUUGGACGUUAAUGCCCACUUUUCUUAUUCAGUCCCCUUCCUUCUCUUCGGAGCAUUGAUACUCUGUUGUCCAUUUUCAUCACCAGAUGUUUUCCACUGAAGCAUGCACAUGCCGCUAUCACCAAAAGCAAACGGCCACUUUUCAAAUUUCAUUCAGAGCCGUUUUAGUGUUUCCUAUUCCCUACCCUUCCCAUUUCAUUCUACGUUCUACUUCUGACACUUUAUUGCCUAGAUGCUGCAAUGUUUUUAUUUUCCCUCUAUGCCAAACAUAACAAAACAAUUAUAUACCGCUUUAGCAAAAUACAAAAUAAUGGCUUAUAAAUGGUGUUUAAAUAUGCAUUCAUUUUAAUCUACUGAACAAAUAUUGGGAUAACUCCAACUCGCAUGAAAGGGUGUAAUUGCAGCAUGAGUUAAAUCUUGAAGCCUAGAAUUGUCAGCACUUCCAACUUGUUGUUUGACAGUGUUAUUUAUGUUAUUUAUAUUAGCUAACAGGAAACAACUACUGUGUUUCAACAUAAUAAAUAUAAUAGAAAAAUAUUUUAUUUGUAUUGUUGUAUAAAAUAUUUACAAUCAUAUAGAAUAUAUAGUUACAUUUUAAUAGCAAUUGUGUACAUGUCACGAAACCAUUUCCCUUAUCAAAGAUGUAGUUUGUAAACCUCAAAUAGUUGUGUAUCUGUCCUGUUACAAGUAGAUGACUUUAAUUAAACAGAUUUAUGAAGGACAUUAUUCUGCUUCAUAAAAGUUACAAAAUAUCAGGUAAAUACAGAAAAAACAAUAAGAGCCUCUGAAAUAGUCAAUAUUCUUCCUGUCCAAACUAUAUGAAAAUGUGAAUUUGUUCAACAUGCUUAAACAUUACAGAAAAUAGAAAUACAAACAUGGUUGGUACAAGAGAGAAAACGACCUUUUACUUGUUUUUACAAAAGCAAAAAUAAUAAACAUGUAUUUUAGUACAAAAUAACAAAACAAUGUACACUAAAGUUGAUGAAGCAAAUAAAAUAUUCUGACUUCUUUUCCAAGGUAUCAUAGCAAACAAUUUUCAAACCUUUCAUUUUGUACAGAAUGAAGAUUAACUACAGUUUACGAGAAAGCUUUUUUGACUUUACAAAGUAUAGACCUUGGAACAUUAAGAAAAAUGCAUAUUCCCAAUGGAAAAAUAGUUAUAUAAUCUUAGUUAUAGUAAACAAAAAGAUUAGCAAUCAUAACUGUGAUCACAUUAGAUUAUAUACUGCAGACACUUAUCUAUCCAAAAUACCUAUUUUCAAAUUUUAAUACAAUAUUUUAAUAUAAACAUCUGUCAGUUAUAGACAAAGAUAAUUCACAAAGUACAUGCUAUCAGAAUGAACUUUGGUAAUCAGAAAUGUAAAAUUUCAAUUAACAGAUAAAAUAAUGUGCUAUUUUUAUAUAGAAAUAAAAAAUUAGCAGUGACACAUUCUAGUAUAUUUUAGGGUACUGAAAGCCUAGCAGACAGGGGACAAGGUAGGAGAUUUUAAUCACUUAAAAAUCUAUUAGUUUCAAAUAAGUUACAUUCUUACUAUCUGUAUUCCUUCCUAGAUAAAAAGAAGAGUUUCUUUUCCUCCUAUUUUUUUUUAAAUCAUGCUUUUCCCCCCAUACAUCAACAUAAGCAAUCUUUGGACAUUAAGUAGACUUUCCCUAAUAAGUGGCCCAUUGAACAAGUGGAUGCUAUGUGUUAUUUAGAUUUGAUAAAAUAUUAAAUGUUUUCCAAAA